AUGACAAACCGGACCACAGUAAGGGAAUUCAUAUUGCUGGGGCUGACCGACAUCUUUCCCCUUGAGGUUAGCCUUUUUAUCCUGCUGUUUGGAAUUUAUCUUUUGACUUUAAUAGGAAACAUGCUGAUUAUUAUUAUCACACAGGUGAAUGUUCAGUUCUGUAGCCCUAUGUAUUUCUUCCUCCGAUAUUUGGCAUGGGUAGAUAUUGGAUAUAUGAGUACUGUAAUUCCCAAAGCACUAGUCAACAUAGCUACUGGGAGUAAGAGCAUCUCUUUAGUUGGUUGCUUCAUACAGACAUUUCUGUAUUUGGCUCUUGGUACCACUGAGUUCCUCUUACUGGCCACAAUGUCGGUUGAUCGAUACAUAGCCAUCUGUCACCCUCUUCACUACCCAACCAUCAUGAAUCCUCAAAUUUGCUCAUUGUUGGUCAUUUGUUGCUUGGCUGGGGGAAUAUCACUUAUUCUACCUUCAUCCAUUUAUUUUUUUCUGAUGCCAUUUUGUGGGUCUAAUGUCAUGAAUCAUUUCUUUUGUGACAGUGGGCCCUUAAUGAAACUGGUAUGUGUUGACACCAGUUUCCUAGAGACGAUUAGUUUUUUGAUUGCCGUAUUCUCUCUCCUUGGGACCUUAAGUGUCAACAUUGUCUCUUACGUCAAAAUCGUUUCCACCAUUCUGCGCAUCCCAUCCACCACAGGGAGGAAGAAGACCUUCUCCACUUGUGCUUCCCACAUGACCGUGGUCACCCUCGCUUACAGCAGUUGCAUUUUCAUGUACAUCAAGCUUAAAGGCACCAUUGGAUUGGAUUACAACAAAAUGGUGGCUCUUCUGAAUACUGUUAUGGUUCCUCUUCUCAUCCCAAUCAUAUACUGUUUGAGAAACAGACAAGUGCAAGAUGCUUUGAAGGCUGAAUUGAGAAAAUGGGUUGGGUCUAAUAUUCCUAAUAAGAACGAUUCAAGAUUCAAUUCUAUCUUUUGCGCUGUAAAGGAAUCAAAAGAGAAUUUGGAACCAUCUCAGAAAAACAGACUGGAGAAAACAGAACAAAGGUGA
This is a messenger RNA of Thamnophis elegans (Western terrestrial garter snake), 1044 nucleotides long. Its product is annotated as olfactory receptor 49-like. Gene Ontology annotation, biological process: G protein-coupled receptor signaling pathway. Bases 1 to 1044 code for a protein of 347 amino acids. The record is from RefSeq and is a predicted model, not a curated record. Lineage: Eukaryota; Metazoa; Chordata; Lepidosauria; Squamata; Natricidae. Gene Ontology annotation, molecular function: olfactory receptor activity; G protein-coupled receptor activity. The transcript is spliced from 3 exons. Gene Ontology annotation, cellular component: membrane.